CCUACACCAAUUCAAGAUGGCGGUCCAAAGGAAGUUUAUAGACAAAGGUUUGUUGAAGAACGUAAUUCGACACACUGAUGCUCAUAACAAGAUCCAAGAGGAAAAUGAAAUGUGGAAACAGUUUGAGUUAAUGAAUAAUAAAAAGAGGGAUGCAUCAGCAUUGGUUGAGUCUAAAAGGUUUGUAGGACGUAUGAGAUGUGACAAUGAAGAUGGUGAUCAGCAACCCAAAAGUAGUUUCUGGACACAACAACUAUUUAAUUAUGAAGCAAAUGAUUCUGGAAGAUGGGGACACAGUGGAUACAGAGAAUUAUAUCCAGAGGAGUUUGAGAACAAAACUAGCCAAGAGAAAAUUCAGAAAUCAAAGAAGAAAAAAACGAAAAAAGAAAAACGAACUGAUUCAAAGAGUAGAAAAGGCAGGAAAAGAAGGAGGGAAAAAAAGGCCAGUGAAUCCGACUUCCAGAGAUCCAGUGAAGAAAGUGAAGACACUUAUGAAUAUAAAAGAAAACGAAAGAGGAUUAGCAAAAGCAGUAGCAACGAACGAAGUUUAACGGAUACACGACAAAAAUGUCGUAAAACGAAGAGCAAAUUCACCGCGAAAGAAGAAAAUUCAGAGAUAAGGACAAAAAAAGACAGAAGAAAACGGGAUAGCUCAACAGAACGAAGUGAAAGGACAAAAACGCGAAGGGAAAAGAAGAGUAGAGAGAAACCUUACGCGAAAAGUAGUGAUGAAGGUGACAGUGAAGACUCACAAAGACAGGAAACAUAUGAAAGGAAUAAAGACAAAAAGAAGCAAAAACGAAAAUAGAAAGAAACUAGACAAGCCCAAGAAUACUUUGAGUCGGUUGAGAUAAAAACGCUGAAGAAAAUUCUGUAUGUUUUCUCACAACGAAUGAAAUUAAACGAAGUAAUAUUUGUUCCAAAAAACUGGAUUUUCAAAAGGAUACAGUGACGACUCACAAAGACAGUAAACCUUGAGUGGGUUGAGAAAAAAAUGCUGAAGAAAACUUCUCUAUGUUUUCUCACAAUAAAUUAAGUUAUUUUUGUUCUAAAAAAGUGUAUUUUUAGAAGGAUCCUAAAGAACGAUAAUGUUGCAGGCUUGUCUGCUUGCUCCUUUUGCGUAAAACAACCCUCCUGGUAAUUUCUUUUCAACCGAACUAAACCAUUAUUUGAAGUUUACUAUAGUUUGAAAAAAAAUCUCAUUCCGAAUAUUAGAAAAUACUUCACUUUAGAAACACUAUGACGUGCCUUUUUCUGUUCUGGGUGAAGUUUCGAUAAUAAUAAUAACAAACAAUAUUUACAGAGGAUAUCACGUAGGUAACACUAAGUUAAUUAGGGUGGUGCUCUAUCGACAUUACUGCAAUUUACUUUGUGGAAUUAAAAACUGAAGCUUAAAAGUUUUAAAUUACGAGGAACUGAAUAAACUGGAUCGUGUAUUUCGGUUCUUGACAGCAGUCGUGUAUUGUGCACGCUAGACAUUUUUAGCAGCGUUUUUCUAUGUUAGAAAAAUAAUUAAACUUUUUUUCGACGAACCGUGUUCGGCCCAGAUGCGGGAAUUUUAACCGUUUAUUUUUUGUUUUAAGUGAACCGACCACGCUUUAUUCGGUCAAUAUUUGUACGUUUGGACUUCAUGCUUGGUCAGUAAUAACCAUAUCGUCUCCUGCCCAAGAAAUGUCUGAGAUUCAACUCUCUUUCACGCCAUUCGCUGCGGAUGGACAUUCAAAAUAGUUUUGGGAAUCCGUCUACACGUGUUUUCUCAUUAGAAACGUGUUUUUGCAUGCAAAAUCAUUAUUCCGUUUACUUCCGUACCAACUGUAGAGAUGUUUACUCGGUACAAGGGUUCCGUUUCGUUUCAGUGGGUUAACAAAGCCUAGAAUCAAAAGUAUUGUACGUGUUUCCACGCGCUUCCUUUAAGUUUUAGACUCGCAUUUUAACUCAGUUUAAAAGGAUUUGAAAACCACCCGCUUUUAGUUGCUGAAGCUUUUUUUGAAAAGCGUGUUUUUAUUUUAAAAUGAAGCGACGCGCGAUAUGUCUGGCGGCCGUUGAAAUUUCAAAAGGCUGAGUUUAUCAAAUGCAUUUAAGUCUUUAUACUCUGUGAAUCCGUGAAUAAUAGUUCAAAGGCGACGUCACAGGAACAGAAUAUGUAAAGGUAUGAAUAUAUAUACACUGCAAUAAUAUGCGAUUUCUUCCGUGUCUCUAUGGGAGGAAAAAUCGUGCGUUAAACCCACACUGGGAAAAUUGGGAACUACCAGGUUAAAAAUAGAGCAUGUACCAUAACUGAUUCAGUUUUUUCGAUAACAAUAUGACCUGUAAUGAAGAAUGGGAAGACACAUUAAUCUAAGAGAAAACGGAACAUUGAAAGAAGUGAAUACAUAAGAAAUGAAGAGAUAGGUGACAAAAGAAAAUUGCAUUUUACUGAAAGUGGACAAAAAGCUGAAUGAAACAGCUCAGAGCAGUUUGGGGGUAAAAAGCGAACAUACGUAUAUCAGUGGUGUAAAGGAAUGGUAAAGAAAAAAAACUUGCACCGGAAAAAACACUGGAAGACUUGGUCCCUUAAGACCAUACAUUGAAAAUUAACCUCUGAUAAUUUUUGGAGCGAGAAGUUGUUAAUAUAUCACUCCAGAUAAGAUUUAUUUUACUGAAGAAAUGGAGUAUUAUCACGGAGGUAAAAAUGUUUGAGAUUCUUCCGGGUCCGUCCCACAUACAAGUCUUCUUUAGAACCAAAAAGCUUCAGAUCUCCACCCACAUUCCUUUUCGUUUCAUUUCUUUCAAGUUUACUUCGUUUCAUUUCGUUUCGCAAACAAAGCAGUAAUACUCAAGUGUGGGUGUGAUACGUGUUGCAAGCUUCCUUUAAUAUGUUUAAGUUUUCGACUCAUACUACAGACAGUGACACAAUUAGCAAGGAAAGCAGUCGAAGCUAGGUUGCCAGGCAACCAGCCUGUGUUGAAGCCUCUAAAAAAACUCACUGCUAUGAAAAACAAAAUCGUCUCUGCUGUCACGCAUUAAAUUGAAGAUGACAUUCCAAA
This is a messenger RNA of Orbicella faveolata, 3023 nucleotides long. RefSeq lists its product as uncharacterized. The record is from RefSeq and is a predicted model, not a curated record. Lineage: Eukaryota; Metazoa; Cnidaria; Anthozoa; Scleractinia; Merulinidae.